This is a messenger RNA of Lachancea lanzarotensis, 1890 nucleotides long. RefSeq names its product LALA0S05e09516g1_1 (gene ATG7). The record is from RefSeq and is a predicted model, not a curated record. Lineage: Eukaryota; Fungi; Ascomycota; Saccharomycetes; Saccharomycetales; Saccharomycetaceae. Gene Ontology annotation, cellular component: phagophore assembly site; cytoplasm. Gene Ontology annotation, molecular function: Atg8 activating enzyme activity; Atg12 activating enzyme activity. The transcript has a single exon. The coding region runs from base 1 to 1890 and encodes 629 amino acids. Gene Ontology annotation, biological process: autophagosome assembly; C-terminal protein lipidation; cellular response to nitrogen starvation.
AUGGUGAGCAAUCAUAUGAAAUUUGCGAACCCCUGCCAAUCUUUCAUAGAUACAUCGUUCUUUCAAAAACUGGCUCGAUUAAAAUUAGACGUUUUGAAACUGGAUUCAUCCCCUAAGGAGCUCAACAGUGUCAUUGAUAUCGCAUAUACUCCGAGAAGCUCAUCUAGUGCACACUUGUUUCUUAACGGUGAAAGCUUUGACAAGACUGACCAUGGAAAUGGCAUACCAAUCAAAGGCGCUCUGUACAACUUCAAUACCGUUGUGGAAUUCAAAAAGCUUGACAAAAACGUUUUUUUGAAUCAGCGAGGACUCGACGUGUGGGAAGAAAGCCUGGAUGAUCCAAACAAAUGUGUGCAGUUUUUUGUCAUCAGUUUUGCCGAUUUGAAAUCCUAUAAAUUUUUCCAUUGGUUGAGCAUACCCUGCUUCCAACUGACGCCUUUCAACCUAAUAGUGACUGAGAGUGGUAAGCUCGAAGAAUUUGAGAAAUACAAAAGCUGGUUUGAUUUACAUCCUGAGAAUUGGUCUUGUCUGGAAGAUGAGAGUGGUAACAUUCAAGUUUUUGCAAAAGGUCAAGCAGCUGGCUGCACCACCUUGAUUAUUCGAGACACCAGUAAAAUAGAGAUGAUACCUUCUGCUUUGGCGAAGAACUUUAUCUCUCUGUUGAAACAUUUUGCUCCAGGAGUGAAAACAAUACGUGUGGUCUUGAUUCGACAGGAUGCUAGCAGCAGUUUCUGGGUGGAAGUGGCGUUUCAGCCUACACAUGAUUCAAAUUCAUCAACGUUGAAAGUCAGCGGAUGGGAAAGAAACUCGCAAAAUAAACUGACACCAAGAGCAACGGAUUUAAGCUCCCUGUUGGAUCCAUUGCAAGUUGCGGAUCAAUCGCUGGAUCUCAAUCUUAAACUGAUGAAAUGGCGGGUCGCUCCCGAGCUAGAUCUUGACAUAGUCAAAAAUACCAAAGUACUGCUGUUGGGGGCUGGCACCCUAGGAUGCUACGUUGCUCGCGCCUUGCUGGCUUGGGGUGUACGAGAAAUUACAUUCGUCGACAACGGACGUGUCUCUUAUUCGAACCCAGUACGACAACCUCUGUUCACCUUUGAAAGCUGCGGAAAACCAAAGGCUGCAGAAGCUGCAGAAGGAUUGCGGCGAAUUUUUCCUCUCGUCAAAACGAAAGGUGUAGAACUUCAGGUUCCAAUGAUUGGGCACCCUGUAACAAACGAGACUAGACAGCAAAGCGACUAUGAAACAUUAGUCGACCUCGUGCGGAGCCACGAUGUCGUAUAUCUUUUGAUGGACUCGCGCGAAACUCGAUGGCUCCCUACUGUGCUAGGCUGUGCCGAGAACAAGAUAGUAAUGAACGCUGCGCUAGGAUUUGACAGCUACGUGGUUAUGAGACAUGGCGCUUACUCGCCUGGACAGGAAGAACGUCUCGGCUGCUAUUUUUGCCAGGACAUCGUCGCUCCAAGCGACAGUCUCACUGAUCGGACACUAGAUCAAAUGUGUACCGUGACAAGACCUGGAGUUGCACUCAUGGCAGCAUCUCAAAGUGUAGAGCUAAUGGUCUCACUAUUGCAGCACCCAGCUCGCAACACCCGUGAAGUUUCGGCCACAACUGUAUUAGGAGACCUUCCACAUCAAAUUCGUGGCUUCUUGAACGAAUUUAAAACACUUCAGCUCAGAAGUCCAUCUUUUAAUGAAUGUUCUGCUUGUAGUGUCUCUGUGGUGGAAACACUCAAGUUACGCGGCUGGAGCUUUGUCACUGAGGCUCUGAACAACUACAAAUACGUCGAAGACUUGUCAGGGUUAACAAGAGUGCAAGAACAAGCCGAAGAAGCCCUGGAAAAUGUUUUUGACGACUGGCAAGACGACCUGGGUGAAGAAGAGCUCUUGUAA